Schistosoma rodhaini is the source of this 2574-nucleotide messenger RNA. Lineage: Eukaryota; Metazoa; Platyhelminthes; Trematoda; Strigeidida; Schistosomatidae. The record is from the annotation of a GenBank genome assembly.
AAAAUAGACUAAGUUUUCAUAAAUUUUGUCAAGUGAUUCUCCUUUGGUGACAGAAAUGCAAUUACAACCUCCAGCUUAUGAAAGUCUUGCAGCUGUAGACAAUAUGACUGGUGAUGAUAAUUCAAAUGGUAAUGUUGAACAAGGAAUUAUUCAUCCAGUCAGACGACGACCAUUCGGUAAAUCUCUACGUAAUCGAUUGAAUCAUAUUGUCAGUAUGUAUAUACCUGGAAAUAAUCUUACAGAAAACCGACUAGUCGGUAUUGACGAGACAACAGAUCAUACAGGAUUAUUAUCUUCUAACGAAAGUAAAUUAGGAUUUCCUUCUACGAAAGAUGAUGAAUUAUAUGAUAUAAAGUUAAUUUAUCCAGGUGAUCAAUUAAUCAAAGGUGUUCUUCACUAUGCUAGUCUACCAGAUAAAUUUUCGCUUAAUGAAUCUCCAAAAAUCACAUGUCUGGCUGCAGAUCAUAAAAUAAUUUAUGUUGGCUUAGAAGAUCUGCCAUAUAUAUUUUUAAUUUCUGCUGAGUCACGUGACUGGAAUGAUCAAAAUUAUCAUAAAUUUGAAAGUAAUCAUUACAAGGGUUGUUUACAUCUUCAUUCUACUGGAGUUGGAAAUAUUCUACCUAAAGAAUUAUGCGCUCAUACUACUAAAACCAAUCAUACAUUCCUCUACAUCGUUGGAACUAUACAAACUGAUAAUAUGAAUGAAGAAAGGAAAUGGAUUUUGAUAAAAUUUGAUUUGAAUGGUCAACAAAUUGCUCGUAGUCGUACAUAUUCAUAUCAACGUUAUUCUGGUUUAUCUGUGGACACUAAUGACGAUCAUUUAUUGCUUGCUUGUCCUUCAAUCAAUGAAUCAAACGCAUCGAAUAUUGAUUCUCCAGGACAAAUAUGUAAGUUAACCCCAGGAUUUGAACGUCGAGUUUUCUCUAUUACAAUGGGUAAAGAGUCUGUUUUCUAUAAACCAAAUUAUGUAACACAAGAAACAGCCGGUCAUUGUUGUUGGGCCUCUGUUGAACGUAUCCAUUAUUCUACAGAAAAUACAGAAAAUAUUCAUCAACCUACAAGAAGACUUUUAGCAUUUCCUGGACGUCAGCCUGUUGGUGGAUUAAAACAAAGUGCACGUGAAUGGUUACAUGCUUAUUCAUGGGAUUUCGCUGAUUUGAGACCGGGUAGAAUAGCUGCUUUCGAUGCUGAUCGUUUAUUGGUGAUUGAUGCAGAGAAUGGAACACUUUCUUAUAUUACCUGGGUAAAUAAUGAGGAGAAACCAAACAUGUAUCGUAUUACCCGUCCAUCAUCAAAACCUAUCCGUCUACUGUAUUCAACGUACAAUUCGAAAUGUUUAUCCAAUGAAUCGAAUAAAAAUAUCGCCUAUUUUGUAGCUGGUUCUAGUAUAUUCUCUUUCUCAUUUUACCCCGAUACUUCUGCCACAAAAACAUUCAAUGAUAAUAGUAAUAAUAAAAAUGACAAUACUAAUGCUACUAAUAAUAAUCACAUGAGUAGUAGAGUCAGUCACGCAUAAAUCAUCCAUUUUUUUGUCGGUUACCAUUUACUGCAAAUUUCUUCCCCGUCGUCAUAUUUGCUAAUUGAAUUAAUCAUCAAUUUAUUUGUAUAGUUUAAAUGAUAAUAUUAACAAAAUCUUAUGACAAUGGACCCAAUUGAAAUUUAUGCAGUUGUGAAAAUAUUAAUGUGUGUUUUUAUUGAUCAUUGCACUGAAUUUCUAUGUUCAACGACAUCGUUUGUUUACGCAAUUUAUGGUGACCAUCAUUAAAACUUAAUAUAACCUGUUUGAUUGUUAUUACUUGAUCAUAAAUGAAUUUCUUAUCAUUUUCAAUGUUAAUCUCUUCCUUUAAAUGGUUCAGUAAUUCAUUUUUAUGAGGAGCACAUUACUUUCAUUUAUUUUUCAACCUGUUGACUAGAGAAAAGCCAUUGUCUUUUGAAUUCCGCGUAUCAAAUAUAACAUGAAGUUACACGUAACUUAUAGUAAUUUGAUUUAGUAUCCGUCAAAAAUAUCAACCUUUCGAAAAUAAACGAAUAUAAAUAUAGUGUCAAAGAUUACCAAAGCUUUGGAGUUACAUUUGUUAUAUUCUCUUUUAAACAAAGAAACAUUGAACUUUGAAUUCCAUGAAAUUUAUCAAAAGGAAUUUGUUUUAAAUCAUCUCUCUUUUUUUAAUUAUGAGACUGAAACAAAAACAAAUUGCCUAAUAUUGGUAAUAAUAAUAAUAAUAAUACUAGGAAGAAAAGUGUACAAAUGAUGAAGCUAAUAAUUGGACAUUGAGAGAAAGGAUUAUCUACUACAAUUGUCCCAAUUCUUGUUAAUGUCAUUUAUACUUCUUUUCUUAAAAGAAAACAACAUUCUUUUCAUUAUUAUCGUGUUUGUUUUCUUAUUACACAUUUUGUAUUCGUUAUUUAUAUUGUUUUCCUAAAUAGUAUCUACUUUGAUGAUGUUUGGAAAUCGAAUGUAAUAUUUAUAUAAAUGCACAAAUGUUUAGUUUCACGUGUGUAUGAGUAUAAAGUGAAGGUUUGUUUGGAUAUACUUAUUGAUAUUUCUAUUAUCGAUGAAUACUGGUUGUAUUUAUU